Paramecium tetraurelia is the source of this 501-nucleotide messenger RNA. RefSeq lists its product as uncharacterized. The record is from RefSeq and is a predicted model, not a curated record. The transcript has a single exon. NCBI's taxonomy places the organism in Eukaryota, Ciliophora, Oligohymenophorea, Peniculida, Parameciidae.
AUGGAACCGCCUAUUUCGUUUCUUGAAAUUUUAAACUAACCUCUGAUAGACAGCUCGUCCAAAUUGAGUUACUUUAAAAUGAAAUAUGCUCACCAAUCAAAUAAAUUCAAUCAGCUUAGAAUUUGCACAGAACAAAAUUUAAUAUCCGACAGCCUAAUGAUAAACCUCAAUAUUUAAAGUCCCAAUUUCAAAGUCCAUCAGAAGUUCGAUUACAAUCAGCACGAACUAACUAUUCAUUCUCAAAUUAUAACAUAACAGGCUACUCCAAAAUCGUCACGAUCAGCAAGUCCUCUAAGGAGAGUUUAUUUAAGUUCUAGUCUAGUAGCUCGCAGACAAUUUAAUGAUUAUGUUAAAUGCAACAGAUCCCCUGACCCUUAUGAUAUUAAUCACUACACUCAAGAUAUUCAUCAAUAGAGGACUAAAAAGGUGAAAAAAAAAGAAACCGACACUUCUGCUCUCAUCUCGAAAACAACAUAUCAUUUAUCAAAAUAUGGUAUCUGA